CUCUGUUAGCUAAACAUUUCCUCUUCUUAAACAUCUGUCUUAAUUACUAAAUCUUUUUUCUCCAGUUAUAUCAACCUCUCAAUACAGAAAAAAAAACUUGUUCUCCUACAAAAUAUUGUGUGUGUGUGUGUGUGUGUAUGCUAUCAUGGUACAGUGAGAUUCUUUCCAUUACUAGUUGUUGGUCUAGGAUCUUUUUUUGCCAAAUAAAAUUGCUAUUUUCGUGGGAAAGAGUGUCACAGUUUCAAUGUGGGGCUUCAAAUUAUUGACAUAUUCAGCCUAUUAUUUUUCAGACCUCUCAUGCUCUGCUGUAUAUUCCCUUUCCCUUCAUCAUUUUGUUACCAACCUAGGCAUACUUAAUUAAAAUGCCAGUUUCGAAACAUCCAUCUCAACGCCAACAAAGGCAUUGUUAAUCUGAAAUUUUGCAGGGCUGUGGGCUCAAGGUGGCCCUCUGAUCACACUUUUGCUUUCGAUAUCAUCGUCGUUACUCGAAUAUGCAGACCACUACAUCAAGAGGUGGCGGAGCUCUCGUAAAAUCAUCUGCUUCUACGCUUCAGAGCCCCAGGAAGCUAAAACCGUCUGCUUCUUCUAUAAAUCCGAGUAUCAAAACCACUAAAACCAUUGAUCGGAGGCUACCACCCACUCACACUCAGAAAAAGCGGAUAACGCAGAUCGAGGAGGAUUUGAAGAAGGUCAAGGAGCAGCUGAGCUCGAGCGAGUCAUGGAAGCGAAGGGCUCAGCAGGAGGCUGAGGAAGCCAAGAAGCAGGCCGCAGCUUUGGCAGCCGAGCUGGUGGAGUCUCAGAAUCAGCUCAAGGAGCUUUCUGAGAGCGAAGAAGCUCGGCUGCAGGAGCUGCGCAAGAUAUCUCAGGAACGAGACAGGGAGUGGCAGUCUGAGCUUGAGGCCUUCCAGAAGCAGUACUCCAUGGACUCUGCCGCUCUGGCCGCGGCCAUGAACGAGAUCCGGAAGCUCAAGAUGCAAUUGAAUAGGGUCUCUCACUCGGAAGCGGCUCAAGCCAGGCAUGCGGAAUCAGCACAUGCCGAGGUCCAGAGCUUGAGACUCGAGUUAACAGAAACUCUCGUUUUAGUUGAGAGACUAAAGAAACAAUUGAACGAUAGCAGAGAUUGCGAAUCACAAGCUCUAGAUGAAGUUAACAGAGCUGAGAAGCAGUUGGAGGUCGUUAAAAAUGCUGAGAAUGAAAUCAAGUUGAAGCAUGACAGUGUCCUCGAAUCGGACAACUCUUUGCUGCUCGAUUUGGAGAAAUCCAACGGUAGAGUGAAGUCGUUGGAGGAGCUCGUCGCCACGCUGCAGGCUGAUCUAGAUAGCCACAGCAGCAUCUCUGCAAACUAUUCAGCUGAAAAUGUAGACCGAGAUAUUUCCCAACUCAACGCCUUGAAAAGCGAAAUAGAUGAAUUGAGAUCCGCCCUCGGAGAUGCUGAAAGGAGGUACCGAGAUGAGUACAUUCAAAGCACGAUGCAGAUCCGGAACGCCUAUCAGCUCGUGGAGCUCACGAGAUCAAAGUCAUCGGAGAAAGAAGCUCAACUUGAGGCGAAGCUGCGAGAAUCAAGAGCAGAAAUCGAUGAAUUGAGGAUUAUACUUGUUGAAAGGGAAAACGCGGUGCAAGUCUCGAAACAAGAAGAAGAAGAUGGUGAUCAGCUCCAGUUGGAAGUGCUCAAGGCCAGUUUACUCGACAAAGAAGCGCUUCUGCAGGCCACAGCAGAAGAAAACGAGAGGCUGAAGCGCGAAAUGAAUAAGGCGCGGAGCAAAGCAGAGGAUGAGGCGCUGGUACUAGCAGAGUCGUCAAGAGCUGCAGAAAAGGUAGCGCUACUGAGGCUCGACUCAUUGGCGGAGGAAGCGGAUAAGAGCUGCAAGAAAGUGGCACGCGUCACUGAGCAGCUGGAUGCAGCUCAGGCAUCUAAUGCGCAGCUGGAGGCCGAGCUGAGGAGGUUGAAGGUGCAGUGCGAUCAGUGGAGAAAAGCGGCUGAAGCUGCUGCUGCGAUGCUGUCCACGAGUGAUAAUAGGGAGAGACGAGGCUCGUUCGACUACCAUUCAAUCACUAGUAAGCUGAGCUCUUCGCAAUCUGAUGAUGAAGAUGAUGAUUCGCCGAAGAAGAAUAAUGGGAACAUGCUCAAGAAGAUCAGGGUGCUGCUCACGAAAGGCCACAAGUAGAAGUCAAGUUUUUCAUUUUUUUUCCUGCUGCUUUUAUUCACUAUGUCAUUUGAAAUUUUGUGUGAAUUCUUCCUAGCAUCUUGGCGGCGUUAUGGUCAGUUUUGCAUGUUGUUUUUCUUGUUCUUGUAACUACUAGUAUUUCUUUAUGUUAUGAUGAUUAUAAACUGCACAUACAAUGCUUGAUUGUUCCAA
Salvia splendens (bonfire salvia) is the source of this 2357-nucleotide messenger RNA. RefSeq names its product interactor of constitutive active ROPs 2, chloroplastic. The coding region runs from base 492 to 2165 and encodes 557 amino acids. The transcript has 4 exons. NCBI's taxonomy places the organism in Eukaryota, Viridiplantae, Streptophyta, Magnoliopsida, Lamiales, Lamiaceae. The record is from RefSeq and is a predicted model, not a curated record.